AUGUCACAUCCUUCUUCGCCGCCAAUAGGAGAAAGUCCACAAUUACCGCCAUCGUCGCCUGCUAUUCCAUUCGAAGAGGGGGACGAAGAGGACGAAAUUCAUAAUGAUGUUGCAGACUUAAAUCCAUCAGAAGAAGAGGAUGGUGAAGAUUUGAUGGAUAAUAUGGAAAAUGAUUAUAAGAGGAGCGAAAAGCAGGAUACGUACGAUUUAGGAGAUGGAAAUAUUGAUGAUGAGGAAUACGACGAGAUGGAUGCAGCCACUAGAAGAAGAAUUGACAGUCAAUUGAAUAAGCGUGAUGCAUUAUUGGGAGAUGCUAUGGGUAAUAGAUCGAGACGUCAGGCAUUUUUGGAAGAUGAAGGUGAUGAGGAUAAUAUAGAUGAUAUCGAUGAAUAUGGGUUACCGAUUCAAAGAAGAAGAAGAAGACAGUACGAUGAAGACGCGGACGAAUUUAUGGGGGAUGUAGAGAUUGAUCCGUUUAAUGAAGAGUUGUCGCUUGAAAGCUUGACCGAUAUCAAGGCCCCGAGUAUAACCGAAUGGAUUGUCCAGCCGGCUGUUUCCAGAUCUAUCGCAAGAGAAUUGAAAUCAUUUUUGUUGGAAUAUACCGACGAUAAAGGUAGAUCGGUGUAUGGUGCCAGAAUUCGUACUCUAGGUGAAGUCAAUGCUGAAUCAUUGGAGGUUUCUUAUGACCAUUUGGCGGAUUCGAAGGCUAUAUUGGCGUUAUUUUUGGCUACAUCACCAACUGAAAUGUUGAAGAUCUUUGAUAUCGUUGCUAUGGAAGCUACCGAAUUACAUUAUCCUAACUAUUCACAAAUUCAUCAAGAAAUUCACGUCAGAAUUUCCAACUUCCCAAACCACUUAAACUUAAGAGAUCUUAGGGAAAGUAACCUUAAUAAUUUGGUGAAAAUAAGUGGUGUUGUUACUAGAAGAACAGGUGUCUUUCCACAAUUAAAAUACGUGAAGUUUGAUUGUCUUAAAUGUGGUGUUGUAUUGGGACCUUUCAUUCAAGAUUCAAACACAGAAGUUAAAAUUUCAUUCUGUACUAAUUGUCACGUUAAGGGUCCGUUUAGAAUUAAUUCCGAGAAAACAUUAUACCGUAAUUACCAAAGAAUUACCUUACAGGAAGCACCUGGUACUGUUCCAGCUGGUAGAUUACCAAGACACAGAGAAAUUGUCUUGUUAUGGGAUCUUGUCGAUGCUGCUAAGCCAGGUGAAGAUAUAGAAGUAACCGGUAUUUACAAAAAUAAUUAUGAUGGUCAGUUAAAUGCUAAAAAUGGUUUCCCUGUGUUUGCCACGGUGAUUGAGGCUAACUCGAUCAGAAGAAAGGAAAGCAGUGUAUCUGGGGAUGGUGUUAUAAAUUCGUGGACUGAGGAGGAUGAAAGAGAAUUCAGAAAGUUAUCACAAGAGCGCGGUAUUAUUGACAAAAUAAUAGCGUCUAUGGCUCCUUCGAUAUAUGGGCAUAAGGAUAUUAAAACAGCUUUAGCGUGCUCAUUAUUUGGGGGUGUUCCAAAAGACGUCAAUGGUAAACAUUCUAUUAGAGGUGAUAUAAACGUCUUAUUACUAGGUGAUCCUGGUACAGCCAAAUCGCAAAUCUUGAAGUAUGCGGAAAAGACUGCAAAUAGAGCUGUUUUUGCAACCGGUCAAGGUGCUUCUGCUGUUGGGUUGACAGCAUCGGUCCGUAAGGAUCCAAUUACAAGAGAAUGGACUUUGGAGGGCGGUGCCUUGGUUCUUGCAGAUAAAGGUACAUGUCUUAUUGAUGAAUUUGAUAAGAUGAAUGAUCAAGAUAGAACCUCUAUUCACGAAGCUAUGGAACAACAAUCCAUUUCUAUUUCUAAGGCAGGUAUUGUUACUACAUUACAAGCUAGGUGUGCAAUUAUAGCUGCUGCCAAUCCUAAUGGUGGUAGAUAUAAUUCUACAUUGCCACUUUCACAAAACGUGGAUUUAACCGAACCUAUCUUAUCGAGAUUUGAUAUUUUAUGUGUUGUAAGGGAUUUGGUCAAUCCUGAACUGGACGAAAGAUUAGCAAACUUCGUUGUUGAUUCACAUAUGAGAUCUCAUCCAUCGCAUGCAGAAGAUCUAGAAGAUGACGACGAUGAUUUAAACCAAGAUGAUGACGAAGCCAUGGAUGACGAGCAACCAGAAAACACCCCUACAAGACCAACCAAUAGAAAACAAACUAGAAAACAAAAGAUUAACCAAUUGAACAAGGAAAGAGAAAGUGAAAUCUCCCCCAUUUCCCAGGAUCUUUUGGUCAAGUACUUGAACUACGCUCGUAUAAAGAUUCAUCCUAAAUUGCAUCAAAUGGACAUGGAUAAAGUCUCCAGGGUCUAUGCGGAUCUAAGAAGAGAAUCCAUUUCAACUGGUUCAUUUCCUAUCACGGUGCGUCACUUGGAAAGUAUAUUACGUAUUGCCGAAUCCUUUGCUAAGAUGAGAUUGUCGGAUUUCGUGAGUCAAAGUGACUUGAACAGGGCAAUUAAAGUCAGUAUCGAUAGUUUUGUUGGAACUCAAAAGGUUACUGUUCGUAGACAAUUACAGAAAUCGUUUAUGAAGUAUACGUUACCAACCAGACGAAGUUAA
Debaryomyces hansenii CBS767 is the source of this 2574-nucleotide messenger RNA. It is a transcript of the gene MCM2, whose product is annotated as MCM DNA helicase complex subunit. The transcript has a single exon. Gene Ontology annotation, biological process: DNA replication; mitotic DNA replication initiation; double-strand break repair via break-induced replication. Gene Ontology annotation, molecular function: ATP binding; single-stranded DNA binding; 3'-5' DNA helicase activity. Gene Ontology annotation, cellular component: nucleus; MCM complex. Lineage: Eukaryota; Fungi; Ascomycota; Pichiomycetes; Serinales; Debaryomycetaceae. The record is from RefSeq and is a predicted model, not a curated record. The coding region runs from base 1 to 2574 and encodes 857 amino acids.